CCCUCUGUCCCUUGUUAAAAAAAAUGGAAAGGUGGUUUGUGAAACAUACUAAAACCAAAUCAGUCGGUAGGAUGGCACGUUGAGUCGUUAAACACACUUAAAUUUAGACAAAGUAGGUUGACCUUGGUGAUGAUACAAACUUAAACAAAAUCCUUUUACCCCCCCAUGAUUAAUCUUGUGAUAUCUUGCAAUUUUCAAAUUCAUUGUGAUUUUUAAAGAAAAUUUGAAUAAAAGUGUAACGCCUUGUAACAUUCUAUUUCUACAUUUUAAUUUUAAAAGCUAAAGUGUACUAUAUUUAGGGAUUGGAACUUUUUUGUGUUUUUUUUCCCCCUCAGCCUUUUGCCAGUUAUUAAAAAAAAUUUCUUCAGGCUGUUUAUCGCUACUCCCUUAUUAAAGUGUUUAUCCUAAUGCUAACAGACAGUGCAAAAUGGGCAAAUGAAUAGCAUUGGUGUUGCAGUGUCGUUACCCUUCAAGCAAGUUACAUUUAAAUACAAACGGUGGCGCAAUCCAUGCAGUCAGACAUGACAAUCCUCACCGGCAUGCAUCCGUAAUAAUCUGCAAAGAAUGACGAAUAUUGCUAAGGACUUCAGAUGCGCAAUUUCCAACAUGCUCCAUUUUACUGUAUAUCAGUUUGUAUUUUUCAGGGCGAGCACAUCAGAAGGAGCAGCACAAUCUCCAUUAAAUUGAAGCAAAACCUACUUGAUAUAAACGGUUCCUUGUGUUCUAUUUAAUUAUCAUUAAUGUAUGUCAAGGCAGCACGGUGGAUCAGCUGGAAAGCCUUACAGUUCUGAGGUCCCGGGUUCAAUCCUGGACUUGCCUGUGAGGAGUUUGCAUGUUCUCCCCGUGCCUGUGUGGGUUUUCUUCGGGCACUCCGGUUUCCUCCCACAUCCCAAAAACAUGCAACAUUAAUUGGACACUCUAAAUUGCCCCUAGGUGUGAUUGUGAGUGCGGCUGUUUGUCUCGAUGUGCCCAGGACUCCCCGCGACCCUUGUGAGGAUAAGCAGUUAAGAAGAUGGAUGGUUGUCAUUAUAAAGUAUAAUGGUGUUCUCUUUGUUACAUUUUUUGUAGGCUUGAUGAAUGGCAUUUCCACGCAUUUCAGUAGAGUAAGAUGUGCCUGUGGUCUCUAAAUUCAACUCGUAUCUUUCAUCCAUCCAUCCAUCCAUUUUCUUCGCCACUUAUCCUCACAGGGAGUGCUGGAGCCUAUCCCAGGUGUCAACGGGCAGGAGGCGGGGUAUAACCUGAGCUGGUUGCCAGCCAAUUGCAGGGCACAUAGAGACAAACAGCCACACUCACAAUCACACCUCGGGGUAAUUUAGACUGUCCAAUUAAUGUUGAAUGUUUUUGGGAUGUGGGAGGAAACCAGAGUGCCCAGAGGAAACCCACACAGGCACGGGGAGAACAUGCAAACUCCACACAGGCGGGGCCGCGAUCGAACCCGGGUCCUCAGAACUGUGAGCCCAAUGCUUUACCAGGUGCCCCACCGUGCCGUCCAACUCGUAUCUGUUUAAGUUUUUUUAAAUGAACUCUUGCGGCACCUAACGUGUUGCUUUAGUUGCAAGUUUUACGACCCUAAUGUUGACAACCUGCUAAACUACCAACGGGCUGUUGUUGGUCUCGAGUUCUAAGGACUUGUGGACAGACCCCACACAAAUUUAAUAUGUAUUUAAUAUUGGUAAUGACUGCUAUCAACAGAGGACUUUUUGUAGUAUGAAGCUGAAUAAUAAUAAUCACAUUAUGGUUGAUGAUUGAUUUGCCUAAUAAAAGAGAAUAACAAGGCAGUUUCACUUGGUAUGAUUAUAUUUAUUGACAGGACGGAAAAUGCAUGGACAUUUUGCAGGAGCUUAAAAGCGCAAGAGACGUCUACAGGGAGUUCCACAGUUUGGACCACCAAAUUUGCUGAUGAAUUUAUGAGUAGCGGUAUGACAACGAGGCGCAGUUCAAGCCAGCCCCCGCGUCGCCCCCCUUGCUGCCCGCCCCUGCGGUGGCCUCGCUUGCUCGCAGGCGUCUUGGAGCAGAAGGUGUGAGAAGGGGAUGCCGAUGGGUCGCAGCCGCCGCGGGUAGACAAACGCGCAGGCAAGAUCCCGGCCGGAGGAACAGCACCCCCCAGCCCCCGACCCCCUCCCCAAAAGUGCAAAGUUAUGGCCGCCGGGGAAGAAGAAGAACCCCCAAUGACGCGCCUUGCAGGUGGCCUGCAGAUGACGAUGACACGCGCCGCGUAAGUGUCGCUCUGCGUCCGCUGCGAGGAAGAAGAGGGAGGGGGGCACGCGGGCAACGCCACCGCCAUGCAAGCCGGCUGCGCUCCGGAGAUAACAGCACAAGUGGCACCGACUACUGCACCAAAUGUAAAGUUUGAAGUGUACGAACUGAGAAUGUCACGCAGAGACGAUGACCUGUGACCUUUGUUUGAAAGAAAACCAGCAAAACAGGCCAGCCAUGAAGCUCUUCAGAAAGGAUGAUAUCUCCACCAAGGACAAGGACAAAGAGAUCCAGUACGAGGAGCCACCAGACGGUGGAUGGGGCUGGCUGGUGGUGCUGCAUUGCUUCCUGGUCAACGUUCUGGUGAUGGGAACGUUGAAGACCUUUGGGAUCUUCUUCUUGGCAUUUCAAGAUGAGUUUGGGGGCUCAGCGGAAAGCAUUAGCUGGAUUGGGUCCAUCAUGUCCAGUCUGCGUCUCUCUGGAGCUCCCAUCGCCUCGGUAGCCUGCGCCAAGGUAGGAACCAGGGUGACGUCCAUCACGGGGGCCGUGCUGGUCAGCGGCGGCUUCCUCAUCAGCAUUUUCGCCAACAGCGUGGUGUUCCUCUACAUCAGCAUGGGAGUCAUCGUAGGAAUGGGUUUCGCACUACUAUACCAAUCCUUCUCCGUGGUCACGGCGCUCUACUUCCGGAAGAAGUUGGCGACGGCGUAUGCCAUCGGGCGUUCUGGGAUGGGUUUGACCUUUGCCCUAGCCCCGUUUACGCAGCUGCUUCUGGACCAGUAUGCUUGGCAAGGUGCUUUGCUGAUCCUCGGCGGCCUGAUGCUCAACCUGGUGGCCACCGGGCUCCUCCUGCGGCCCAUCCAAGUAAAACCCCCCACCGCGUCCAGCCGCGCUUCCCCCAGCCAGAAGAGCCCCGCCGUGUCCCUCAAGAGCUCAUCAGAGAAAGAAAACGGCAAAAGCUGUCUGAACGGCUCCUCGCACUUCUCCAACGGUGUCUCCAAAUCGGACUCACUCCCACCCCCUCCUCGUCCUCCUCUUGAGGAGAUGGAAUGUACUCAGGAAAUGAAGGAGCGUUUGGAGAACCUUGAACUGAACAGACUGGUCCUAAACGGCCAUGAAACCCACCAAGACGUGGUUUUGUGUAAGCCCGCGGCCGAUGGCCCGCUAGAGCUCAACGGCACCACGAAUGGGUCCACCCCGGUCGGGCUUCCCUCCAUCUGCGCCGGCACGCCGAGCGAGGAGAGCGCCCCGAAAGCCAAAGUACUUGAUUUUUCCUUACUGAAGGACCCGUUCUUUUGCAUCUACACGUGGUCUCUGGUUUUCAGCCAGCUGGCCUACUUCAUCCCCUACUUCCAUCUGUCUGCUCGAGCCCGAACCCUGGGUAUUGACCCCAUGGAUGCCUCUUUUAUCAUCUCUGUGGCAGGCAUUACAGAGACCAUCGCCCAGCUGGCCUCGGGCUGGGUGACGGACCGGAACCUGUUCCACAAGUACCACUACCACAAGGCCUACCUGAUCCUCUGCGGCUUGGUCAACCUGCUUUCGCCGCUGGCCACCUCCUACAUCCUGCUCAUGGUCUACGCCGUCUUCUUUGCCAUCUUCUGUGGUGGCUACAUGGCUCUGCUGCUGCCUGUUCUGGUGGAUCUGGUGGGGGCGGAGAAACUCAAUAACUCCAUGGGCUUCUCCAUGUUCUUUGUGGGUCUAGGCUGUCUCACGGGUCCUCCUUUGGCAGGCUUCCUGUACGACUACACGCAGACGUACGACUGCUCCUUCUACCUGGCGGGCCUCUGCUACCUGCUGUCCUCGCUCUCGCUCUUCAUGGAGCCGCUGGCCCAGCGCUGGAGAGCCCGGCGGAACAGAGUGUACCGGGCCAAGGCGGCGCAGAGCGGAUGCAGGACCAACGGCUGCUUCGCCCCGGACCGCCCGCGCAACGCCGUCGUUGGAGCGCGCAGCAGAUUAAGAGCACAAAAAUAUGCUGAUGGUUGCAAGAAGGGUUUUCAUCCGAAUCCACGGAGAAACUGCACUUCGUGUGAUGUCGGCCAAAGACGUACGAACCCGACUUCCAGGCUUCUUCUCGGUCGUCUUCUUCUUCAUCCGCGUGUGAAGCAGACUGUGGGUUUUGUUACACUGCCCUCUAUCGGCAGACGAGGUCUCCUACCGCAAGAAUGCCAGCACAAUUGGUUCUUGUUCUUCCCCCUCAAGUCACUUGCACAAUGCUGCACUGAGCCCUGAAGCCUUUUUGUGUGAGUGUGUGAGUGUUGCUGUUGCAAUCGCCGCAGCAGUCACAAUGCACAAAAGCUCUUUUUCUUCCUUCUCUAACGAGAUGCGUUCAAGGGCCAAGACACAUUCUGCAGCGAUACUUUUCGUUGCGGGUUAUUAUUACCUGUCACCUAUUGUGUUGAUAGCGUUUUCUUUUGCUUCGCGCUGUUUUAUUCUGGCUAACUGAUCGAGAGUGUAGAAAACUUUGUGCUUUUAACCAAUCAUAAGUAUUUUUGUUGUCGGAGGUCAUUUUUAAAUGCACACAAGCCAGCUGAAAAAAAAAA
Messenger RNA from Syngnathoides biaculeatus (alligator pipefish), 4733 nucleotides. RefSeq names its product solute carrier family 16 member 4 (gene slc16a4). NCBI's taxonomy places the organism in Eukaryota, Metazoa, Chordata, Actinopteri, Syngnathiformes, Syngnathidae. The transcript has 14 exons. The record is from RefSeq and is a predicted model, not a curated record. Gene Ontology annotation, biological process: monocarboxylic acid transport; transmembrane transport. Bases 2386 to 4422 code for a protein of 678 amino acids. Gene Ontology annotation, molecular function: monocarboxylic acid transmembrane transporter activity.